CGAGAGAGAGAGAGAGAGAUAGAGAUGGGUGUGGCUCAAAUACCAUUACUUGAUUUUUCAAAUGAGGCACUAGGCUUAGAAUUUGGAAGAAAGAGCUGGAGAGAACUGUGCAACCAAGUUAGAGAGGCAUGUGAGACUCACGGUUGCUUCCUUUUGACGUAUGAAAAGAUCACUGAAAACCUGCGUGAAGAUAUGUUCAUGGGAAUCAAGGCACUAUUUGAUCUUCCUCAAGAGACCAAGACUAAGUACGUUAAUCCCAAGCCUUAUCGCAGCUACUCUGGUAAGAGUCCAGUUGUUCCUUUCUACGAGAGCUUUGGCCUCGAUAAUGCACAGAAGCUUGAAGCAGUUGAAGCUUUUACUAAUCUCAUGUGGCCAGAAGGGAACACAAGUUUCUGCGAGACUAUUCAUGUGGUGAGCUCGGAGAUGCUGGAGCUGAAUUUUGUGUUGCUGAAAAUGAUUUUUGAGAGCUUUGGCAUGGAAAAUUAUUAUGCUUCGCACAUUCAGGACAGCACUAGUCUAUUUCGUGUGAUGAGGUAUAUAGCUCGUCCAAGCGGCGACAGUGACACAGUUGACGACGAUGACAAGGCCAUUGCUCUACGAGCUCACACUGACAAAAAUGCUAUCACCAUCUUAUGUCAAAAUGAAGUUCAGGGUCUCGAGGUUCAGAUCAAAGAUGGAAACUGGGCUCAAGUAAUGGUUCCCCGAGAUGCUCUAGUAGUCAUUGUUGGUGAAGCACUCAAGGUAUGGAGCAAUGGGAGGCUUCAAGCAGCUAGGCAUAGGGUGGUGGUGAGAGGAGACAAAGACAGGUAUUCUUGCGGGCUGUUUUCAAUGCCAAAAGAGGAAACAAUGAUUGAAGUGCCCAGCGAACUUGUGGACAAAGAGCAUCCUCUUCUCUACAGGCCCUUCAUUUUCGCAGAUUAUAUUUCAUACUAUGCUUCCAAGUUGAGCGAUGAUGCUCUUGAAAUAUUUGCAGGCAUUUGAUCUUAUAAAAUUAAUUAAUUUGUUUUAUAUAUAAUGCUUAAUUAAUUUGUAGAAGAUAUGUAUGAACUUAUUUAUACAUGAAUUAAAAAGGUUAAAGAAAUUAAAUCUCUUAAUUUGGUAAAUUAUAUUAUUUUUUAUGAUGAUGCA
Hevea brasiliensis (rubber tree) is the source of this 1128-nucleotide messenger RNA. Its product is annotated as probable 2-oxoglutarate-dependent dioxygenase AOP1. Bases 25 to 981 code for a protein of 318 amino acids. Gene Ontology annotation, molecular function: dioxygenase activity. The transcript is spliced from 3 exons. Lineage: Eukaryota; Viridiplantae; Streptophyta; Magnoliopsida; Malpighiales; Euphorbiaceae. The record is from RefSeq and is a predicted model, not a curated record.